CAUCAUCCUCUUCCUUCCCCUUCAAAUCGAAACCCGUCAGACCACCUUCACCUUCGCAUCAUCUUCUCCAACCAGUUAACUCCCCCGAAUCGAUCUUCCCCUGUUAUGCUGCUCGCCAUCGUCUCCCACUACCGGCCACCAUCGAUCCGCCCCUAUGCCAUCGCACCCAGAUCUUCAUCGCUGUUGCAGUAUCAUCAUCGUGGAGCACCCAGGGGACGGGGACGAAUCAGGUCCAGCACCACGUGGCGGUGUUGUUCUUCGACGGGCCCGACGAUCGGGAGGCGCUGUCGUACGCUUGGAGGAUGUUGGAGCACCCAGGGAUUUUGUCACCGUCGUGAGGUUCAUCCCAGAGGAGAACGCCACCGCCGCCGGAGCAGUAGCACCAGCAGGAGGCGGUCGUCGCAGCCUUCGCGGAUCUGAAAGUCGAGAUCUGAGUGUGGAUCUGGCGGUGGAGGGAGCGGCGGGGCUGGAUUAUCGAGGUAGGAACAAGCUAGACGAGGAGAUAAUUAGGGAUUUCAAAAUGGCGAAUUCGAACGGCGAUUCGGUGUCGUAUUCGGAGAUCGUGGCGAGUAAUGGCGAGGAGACGGUGGCGGCGAUUCGGUCGAUGGAUAGAGCCAUAGAGGGCACAAUCUGUUUAUUGUGGGGAGGGGGACAAGGGAUGACUUCGCCGUUGAUAGCGGGGUUGACGGACUGGAGCGAGUGCCCUGAAUUGAGGGCGAUUGGGGAUUUGUUGGCGUCGUCGAAUUUCGCGGCGAGGACGUCGGUGCUUGUUGUGCAGCAGUAUUGUAACCUGGAGUCGAGUUCGCCUUCUCUGUCUCUGGGUUUGGGGUUGGAAUCAGUGGUGGAAGGAGAGGGAGAGGAAAGAGUUCUUCGACGGCGAGUGGUGGGAGAGGAGAGGGGAUAAAAAAAAAUUAUCAUUUUUAUUUAUUUUUAAAUUAAAAAAUGACAUGGCAAGUAUUGUUGAGUUGUCAAUGAUGUGUCCGGUGAGUUGGCAGCCAGGUAAGCGUUUGGUUAAUUUGACUAACGGUGUUAUUGACGCCGUCAAACUAUGUAACGGAAAUGGCUAUAUUUGUCAUCGAACUUUCAAAAUUCUGGCUAUUUCUGGUAUUUCUCCAAAAGUGGCUAUAUUUGUCACAAACGUCAAAGUUUUGGCUAUCGAAGUGAAUUUGGCCGCUGGAAAACGAAUAUAUAUUUGUUAAUUUUGCAUGGAGGUAGCUGUCGACGGCGACGCUGAAGGUUGGAAUUAUUGCAGGAGCUGCUUCCAGGCACGCAAUCAAUGAUAUGUUUAUAUGUAGUAUUAUUGAUCAAUAAGUGUAGUAAUGGCACUAUAAAGUCACUGCAGCGUUGACAAGAUGACAAGAUGUGGUACAGUAAAGUAUCCGUAAGUUG
Molecule: messenger RNA, 1389 nt
Organism: Linum trigynum
Lineage: Eukaryota; Viridiplantae; Streptophyta; Magnoliopsida; Malpighiales; Linaceae
Source: the annotation of a GenBank genome assembly